UCCUUUAUGUGUUCUUGUGAUAUUUAAAAUGAUUUUUUUUCAUUUUACUUGAUUUAGCUUAAAAAAUUAAAAAUAUGAAUAGAAAAAAAAUAUAUAUAUAUAUAUUUUUUCGCUAAAUUAAAUUUUAUAUUUUAAUAAAAAAAAAAUCAAAAAAAAAAACCACAAAAAAAUAAAUGUAGAAAUUAUUUUUAAUGCCUAUUUAUUAAAAAAUAAAAAAAAAAAUGAAAAGAAAUUAAAAAUAAAUAAAAAAAAAAAUUAUUAAGGACGUGUGCAAAAAAUUAAUUCAAGCGAAUAUAGGAAACAAAUAAAACACAUGGGAGUUAUGGGAGAUUUACAAGCUACAAUUGAAUUUUCUGUUGAACUUUAUAAAUUUUAUAAUGUUGAUUUAUUUCAAAGAGGCUUAUAUCAAGUACGAUGCUCUCUUCGGGUUUCACCAAGAUUGCCUGUACAAAUUGAAACCAGUAUACCUGAACAACAUCAACAACCCCCAUCAACAACUUCAUCAAGUGCAUCAGCAACAAAUAAUACAACAGCAAAUUCAACACCAACAACAACUGUUGUAACAUCAAAUAUAAUACCAAUUGAAAAUCAAUCACAAACUUCUCAAUUACAACAGCAACAACAACAGCAGCAGCAACAGCAACAAAAACUACAGCAACAACAACAGCAAAUACAACAAUCGCAACAAACAACAGGUACAACAACAUCUCCAACUACAACAACAACAAUAUUAAAUGGAAAUUGCUUAGAACAAUCUCAGACACAACAACAAACUACACCAUUACAACAACAACAACAACAACAGCAGCAACAACAUCAACAUAUAUUGACACCACAAAAUAAUAUUUUACCUGGUUCAGCAUGUAUUAUUAAUGGAAGUGGUGCAUCACGAAUCUUUCAAAUUCUCUAUAGAAAUGAAGAAGUCACUUUAAAAGACGUGAUCUCAUUUAGAGCUCAUUUAUUAGUUGAUAGUAGACAUCUUAAGGAAUCAAUUGAACGUGCUGAAUUUAGUUUAAUUCUUGAAUUAUGGUUUGGUGAACAAGUAUCUAAUAAUGGUUCUAGUUUAUCAUUAGCAUCAACACGAACAUUACAAUUGAAUUUUUAUCCAGGAAGAGGUUUACAUUAUCAUUUACCAGUUUUAUUUGAUUAUUUUCAUUUGGCAGCAAUUAGUCUUGGAAUUCAUGCUAGUCUUGUAGCACUUCAUCAACCAUAUAUUAAGAAAACCGUUUUAAAUUUUAUAAAAAGUUGUGCCCCACGAACAUCGAAACCAUGGCUUAGUGGUGGAAAAUUAAGUUGUCGUGGUAGUACAUCCCCAGGUCCUUUAGAAGCUGUAUUCUUUGGUCCAAAUAUCGCUGGAACAACGAAAUGUAGCGGUGGUCCAAAUAGCCGUUUGCUACAAGCUCGCAAUAUUCAUCGAGAAAUUUGUGCCUUGCUUUUGGGUGUUGUUGAAUCUUUAAAAUUAACACUGAAUGAAUUCAGUACAGUUUUACCUCCACAAUGGAAUAAUAUAAUUGGAUCUCCUGUUUACAAAACUAAUGACACAUCAGAAAGGUUAAAGAAAUUGUCAGAUCAAGCAAAGCUCCACGAUAGUGAAGAUGAUUUUGCGAUUCGUGCUAAUUCUGAUAUUGCUCAAUUAUGUGCUGAAAGUAUAAUGUAUUGGCGGCGUAUCGUAGCAGUAUCAACACAACCAUGCAUACAUUCUCUAUUAGCAAAAAAACAUCAUAUAUUACGAGUACGUCGUUUUGCCGAGGGUUUUUUCGUUAUGGAAAAUCCUCGCCAUUCUGCUGCCGGUUGUUACGAUAACAAUUAUCAAAAUUAUGUUGCUGUUUGUGAAAUGGCAAGACGUAGUAAAUAUAUGCCAUCAAUACCACCCCUACCAGUUCAUUGUACACCAUUAGAUGGCGAUGCAAAUUCACUACCAUUAAUUUUUGAAGACAGAUAUCAAGAUCCACCCAAAUAUUCACGUCGCCGUACUGGUAGUGACCCACAUUUAAAUAAUGGCCAUGAUACAAUAACGUCUUUAUCAAAAUCUAAUAACAAUAAUAAUACCAAUACAACACCUGUAAGUAGCGCAAAGACUUUAUCAGAAAAAAUAAAUCAAUCGGUGCCAACAAUCAAUUCUACUAGAAUAAAUUCUGCUUCUGUACCUACUUCUGGAAUUACAGUGAGUUAUAUUGGCAUGAAUGGUAACGGAACAACGCCAACUACAGAACAGCAACAGCAACGACUAAAAGAAUGUUCCUGUGGAAUUAAUUUCGAAUAUCAAAAACCUAAUAAUUAUUUAGGUGUCAUGACUCCACGAUUUGCAUUGGGUGGUGAUAUAUUACAAGCAAGUUUAACUAUAACACCAGCCGCAGCAUCCAUAUCAACAAUGAAUUGUGUUGGUAUGAGGCAAAAAACAUUGUCUAGAUAUUCAGUAUCUGUUGUAGAAAAUGGUAAUAAUAAUUUGUGUCAUGGUGAAUGCAGAAAUUUAUCAGAAUGUUGUACAGCAGAAAAUCAAAACGAAUUUUAUACAAUUGGUGGUAAUAGUAAUUCUUUUCCUACACGACACAGCAAAUCUCUGGACCAACUAGAUGGUGGAGUUGCUGAAAGUACAGUUAAAAGUACUGUUGAGUCGGAUGAUCGAAUCAACAAACGAGUAAACUACAACACAUCAAACGGUCUAACUGGAGUUCAUAGCACAACUUCCCUUACAAGAUAUCAACAACAGGCAACACAACGUUCACAAAUCCCAUUAAACACAGUGCAAAGUCAUGGUAAUUUAAGCCAUAUUAGCAAAUAUCCAGCAACUGCCACUCCACAAAAUACUUUGAAUCGUGAAUAUAAGGCAAAAUUACAAGCAGAAGACUUAUUGAAAAACAUAAACGAAUUUAGGGAGAAAUAUAAAAAUCCAGGAGAUCCAACAAAACGUAUUCAACAAUUUUUGAAUCGUGAACCAUUAUUUUCGAAUGGAUACAAUAUGGAAUCUUGUGGAAUGUAUCGACGGGAUGAUAUGGGCGGAACUUUGAACCGUAUUAUAGAUGAAAAUCGUAAAUUAGGAAAAUAUGAUUAUUUACAUGAAAUAAAAAUGCUUAACCAGCCUCGGCAUGGGAAUAAUACGAAUAAUAAAACUCAUUGUGCGUACUAUAAUUCUUUACCAAAAACAACAGGAUCCGGAGUACCACCACGUAAUUCUUAUCCUCCUAUAAGGAGUAAAAAAAUAAUGAACAACAAUAAUCAUAAUAUUAAUAACAACAAUAUUUUAAAUGGAAUUGAAAACACAAAUAAAUUUCCACAAAAUUUUGAUUCGCAUCAAGAAAACCCCAUACCAAGAAGCAAUUCAUCUUUUACGUUGCAAAACAGUCAUCGGCCUAACCCGUGCUCGAAUUCUCAAACUAUUCCAAGAUCAGUUGAAAUCGCUCGUGUUAGAAUGUCUGAUUUAAAAGAAAUGCUUAGAAAUGGAACGCUUGGUAAAGAUUCCAGCAGUUCCGAAAGUGAUAUUCCAUCAAAAGUACGCAAAGGAAAAGAACAACGAAUUUUAUCUUCAGCGAGUGUUCCCUUUAAAUUAGAAUCUCUUGAUCAAUCAACACAAAAUUUUAAUUUGAACAGUAACCAAAGUGAUCCUAAUUCAGGUUUCAGUGAAAGUUUACCAAAUUUAGCACCACCUCCACAAUUUGAUACAUCGCCAAUACAUCGACCAAAAACAAGUAGUAACAGCAAUUCGACGUCAUCGAUGAGUGAACAAAGUGGAUGGGUUUCGAGCCGCAAAAGCUCUGGUCCUUCAAGCCCUGAAACUUUACAAGACGAACAGUAUGCAAGUCAAAAUAGAAUUUUGAAUGGGGAGCAAUUAAGACGAAAACUACAAAAAUUAUUUGAUGAACAAGAAGCAAAAAAGAAUCGAUUACCACCUAAAUCUAGUAAUAAACAUCAAACCAAAAAUGAAUCGUCUCAUAAAAAAACUUCAACAGUAACAAUAAAACCAUCAGUUACAGCGAAAUCAAAUGAGCGCAAUGAUAUUUCGAAAGAAUUCAAGAUGAAAUCUAAACCAGAAUGGAUUAAUAUUCCUCCGAUAUCCGACAGGAAACUCUACAAUUUGGGCGCAAUAGAAAGUGCGCCAGCAAAUUCAUCUGACAAGGCUUUUCAUGCAUCAAUUAAUGUAACUUCUAAAAUUGCGGACAAUUUAAAACAAUCUGAGAAAUCUAAAUCAGAAUUUGACAUUACCAGUAUUAAUGAUAAUGAAAAUCCUUUUGCAAAUGUAAGAGUACCACCACCAAAACAAUUUCAAGAUACUCUUUUACCACCCGAUGAAUUCCGUGACCCUCCUUCAGGUAACUCACCUUCCCCAGAUAAAGAGGACCCUUUAUUAGAAAAGUUAAUUGAAUCCGAAAAACUUAAAUCUAAAUCCAAUUCAUUGAAAGAUAAAUAUAGAAGUCAAAAUUUAGAAAAAUCCUUUGACUAUAAUAUAAAAAGAAAUUCGGAGCCCAAUUUUAAGAAGCAGGAACAUGCAGUUAACUUUAAAAAGGAUGACCAUAUUUCUCACAGAAAAGAAGAUAUUAAUCUAAAUAAAAAAGACGAAAAUUUUUCCAAAAAAACAGAAGAUCACAAAAUUUUACACCACGGAAAGGAAAAUCAGGUGUACAAAAUCGAUGAUCAUAAACAUAAUAAAAAGGAUGAAUUAUUGAUGCAUAAGCAGCACAAAAGAGAAGAUAAUUUAUACAAAAAAGAACAGGAGCAAAAUUGCAACAAUACAAAAAAAGAAGAUUUUCAAUUUUAUAUUAAAGAUAUACCCAAUUUUCCAGAGUAUAGAAAUGAUGAUCAUAUUCCAACGAAAAAAGAAGAACAACAAUACCAUCAUCAUCAUCAGCAACAACAUCAACAGCAACAACAUCAAAAGCAACAACAAACUCAAAUAAGAAAAGAAAUAACCCCGACAACACCUGCUCGUAAACCAGUUGGUGCUAUAGAUAAUCCUGUUUAUCACAUUUAUGAAGCCCUAAAACCAAAUCAAACUCAAAUUGCUCCAAAUAACACUAAUAGUUCAAAUUCUCAUCCAAGACCAUUUUUAAAAUCUCAAAGUAGCACAGAAUUAACUGUUAGCCUAGACAAUGAAUUAAUUGGCGGUGGAAUUAGUUGCCAAAGCGGUUACAACAGUCAAAGUAGUUUAAAUGGGCAAAGUUUAAGUGGUGGGCAGAGUAGUAGUCAUUAUAACAGCGGUGGUGGAAAUAAUGGGGGCCAAAACUCGAAUGGUUUCAGUGAUCGGGCAGAAUUAGACGAAGAAGAUGAUAGCGGACGUGGCACUGAAGAUUAUCGUAUAAUUGAACGCAGUGAUAGUCAAAAGGCAAACGGAAAAAAUUCAAAACGUAAAAAUCAACAGCAACCGGAAUCUGCAUUUUCUUUAAUGGAAUUUGAAAAAUAUCGUGAAGAAUUCCGAAAACAAAUUAAAUACAAUGGUGCUAUUUAUUCUGAUUUUCCAAAAUUAGCAUCUGAUAUGCCAUAUUUUCAUAUUAGUGAUGAGUACAGAGCAUUUUCACCAGCAGGCAUGCAUUUAAUUAUAUGUGUUCAUGGACUAGAUGGAAAUUCUGCUGAUUUAAGAUUAGUUCGAACUUAUCUUGAAUUGGGUUUGCCAGGAGCUAAUUUAGAAUUUAUAAUGUCAGAAAGAAAUCAAGGUGAUACAUUUUCAGACUUCGAUACAAUGACUGACAGACUAGUGGCAGAAAUUUUAUAUCACAUCGAAACUUGUGGCCUAAAUCCUACAAAAAUAUCAUUUGUUGCACAUUCUUUAGGUACAAUAAUUGUAAGAUCAGCAUUAGCUAGACCACAAAUGAGGCCACUUUUACCAAGACUUCAUACAUUUUUGUCAUUAUCAGGUCCACAUCUUGGUACAUUAUAUAAUUCAAGCGGCCUAGUAAAUAUGGGUAUGUGGUUUAUGCAAAAAUGGAAAAAAUCUGGCAGUUUAUUACAAUUAUGUUUAAGGGAUUCACCUGAUUUAAGGCAAAGUUUCUUGUAUCGUUUAAGUCAACGAAGUACACUACAUCAUUUUAAAAAUGUGUUAUUAUGUGGUUCAAGUCAAGAUCGUUAUGUACCACCACACUCAGCUAGAUUAGAAUUAUGUAAGGCCGCUAUACGGGAUAACUCGAAUUUAGGAAGUGUAUACAGGGAAAUGGUUCAUAAUAUAAUGGCUCCAAUGUUAGCUAGACCUGAAUUAACUUUAGCCAGAUUUGAUGUUCAUCAUGCACUACCGCAUACAGCAAAUUCAUUGAUUGGUCGUGCAGCUCAUAUAGCGGUUUUGGACUCAGAAUUAUUCAUUGAGAAAUUUUUAUUAGUUGCCGGCUUAAAAUAUUUCAGCUAGCUGAAAUUAACCACAUCUAUCUUUACUUUUUAAAAAGUACAUAAAUAUUAAAAAAAAAAUUUAUGUAAAAAAAUUUUCCUAUUAUAGUCAAAAUGUAAAAAAAUAAAAGUAAAAAAAUACUUAAAAAUUUUAUAAAAAAUUUUAGAGGAACAAUUAAUUUUUUGAUCAUUGUGUCAAAUUCAAAAAUAGAUUAUUUAUUAGGAAAAAAAAAAUAUUUAAAUUUUUAAAUAUUUUAUUUUUUAAUUUCAGUUGGUUGAAUUCUAAAUAGUUUUAAAAGAAUGUGUUUUGCUCACUGCCUUAUAAUUGCUACACUAAAAUCAUAAUCAUUUUUAUUAUAACAAAAUUAUUUAGAAGUUCAAUGCGGAUAACAUGAAUUAUACGUUAUUACUAAUUAUAUUUUUUCACUGCCAAAUAAAAAUUAUUCAAAUUUCUAUAAUUAUUAUUUAAAUCUUUUACAAGGUAUUUUAAAUUACGAUACAAAUGUGAAAUAAAAGUUAUUUUGUAGUCCUCAAAAAUGUGUCAUGGUUCCAGUUUUAUAAUAAUUUUCUUAUUGAAAUUAUUUAAUUACGUACGAGUAGCAGAGACCGCCAAGAAAUAUUCAAAUUUGUAUGUGCUUCAAAAAAUAUCAAGGAAAAAACUACUUAGAGUUUUAGAAAAUACAAUAAAAAAAAUUAGUAGAAAAAACCAUUAACAGAAUAAACUGUAAGCAAUAUCAAUGAAGAAAUUGCGAUGAAAUUUCCGUUUCCAAUCCGUUUAAUGAACAUUAAGGUAAUCAACAUUAUGACUUGUAUGCACACUAAGAGGAACUAAAAGCAGAUCAUAUAAUCAUUUUACAUUUGUAACGUAAUUCAUUGUUGAAAAAUAACAGACCAAUUUAUAUUUGUAAUAAUAUUUCAUUUAAGAUUUAAUUCAAUACACUUUUUAUACAUAAAUAUUCGUGAAUAAUACUUAAAAAUAUCUAAUGGCGACCACUAAUUAAUUUAAUACAAAAUAUAUACUAUUAAAAAUUUAAACUAUAAAAUACCAAAAUAAUAUUGUUGGACUUAAAAUUAAAAAUGCUUUUAAUUGAUGUUUUAAAAAUUCCAAUUAAUAUUUUAAUUACUAUUAUAAUUUUUUCAAAGGUCAUUUUCAAAUUUUAUUAUACAUACGCAUAUAGAUUAAACACAUAGAUUUCAUUUUGGUACUUUUCUCAGAUUAUGUUAUUAGAUGUUCCUUAUGAGAUUCAUUUUUCUUUUGUGUAAGAUAUUUUGGCUAUGUAACCCAAUAAAAGUAAACAAUAUUUAUCUAUUACAUUACUACGUAUAUGAGCGUAUACGAAUUUCAAAAUCAUCUAUUAUUAUAAAUGGAAAAUCACAAUAAAAAUUUAAAAAACAAAUCUCAUAUUAUAACGAAAAAAAAAUAUUAAAUUGAAUAGUUUAAAUUCAUAAUGUAUUCAAUAAUCUUCAAUAGUCUUGAAGCAUUCAUCACUUAAAUGAAUGGUGAUUGAAUAUUCAAAAAUAUUGAAGUUUUCAAUAUAGAAAUUGAUUUAAUUUAAAAAAUUACAAAAUUUUUUCAAGAACAUUUACAUUUUAUCAGUUGUAUCGUUUAUCUCGUUAUGUUUAUCUCACUUUUUAUUCACUUUCAAAUCAGAAUUCUUAUUUUUUUUAUAAAAGAUGUUUUUCAAUAAGAUUACUACAUUUUUUCACUUUUUAUUUUUUGCAUUUUUUCUCAAAUUAUCGACUGAACCUAUUUACCUUCAAAAUAAAAGUGAAAAAAAUUUUGUAUACAAUUUUCGAAAAAACAGAAAAAUUCUUCUCACUCGAAAUAAUGACAUUAUAGAAAUAAAAUAUGAUAAUCAUUCACUUUCCUCAUUC
Molecule: messenger RNA, 8181 nt
Organism: Condylostylus longicornis
Lineage: Eukaryota; Metazoa; Arthropoda; Insecta; Diptera; Dolichopodidae
Exons: 9
Coding region: 314-6328 (2004 amino acids)
Source: RefSeq, a predicted model, not a curated record